AUGUCGUACCACGGAAACGGAGGAUACAACGCUCCAUACGGAGGACACGGAGGAUAUGCUCCACCACCAGUCCAUGGAGCUCCAGGAUACAUGCCACCAACUGUUGUUCACACUGACGGAGGACAUCACGGACACGUUGACACCCAUCACCAUGAAGAGAGUCACCAUGGAGAACAUCAUGGAGGACACCAUGGAGUACAACACUACGAGAGUCACCACGAAAGCCAUCAUCAUGGUGGACACCAUGGACAUCAUUAA
Molecule: messenger RNA, 258 nt
Organism: Caenorhabditis elegans
Lineage: Eukaryota; Metazoa; Nematoda; Chromadorea; Rhabditida; Rhabditidae
Gene: F53A9.7
Product: Threonine dehydratase
Exons: 1
Coding region: 1-258 (85 amino acids)
Biological process (GO): stress response to metal ion
Source: RefSeq, marked reviewed